Messenger RNA from Centropristis striata (black sea bass), 1501 nucleotides. Its product is annotated as M1-specific T cell receptor beta chain. Gene Ontology annotation, biological process: cell surface receptor signaling pathway. The transcript is spliced from 7 exons. The record is from RefSeq and is a predicted model, not a curated record. NCBI's taxonomy places the organism in Eukaryota, Metazoa, Chordata, Actinopteri, Perciformes, Serranidae. The coding region runs from base 1 to 933 and encodes 310 amino acids. Gene Ontology annotation, cellular component: plasma membrane.
AUGACCCCCACCUUCAGCAGCUUGACUUUCUUUAUUGUUUGGGCUGCAGGUGUUUCUCAGUCUGUGCUGAUCACUCAAUGGCCCCAGUACAUCUCCAGUCUCCCCAGUGGCUCGGCUCAAAUAAACUGCUACCAGAAUGAUACCGAUUACCCAUAUCACUAUUGGUACCAACAGAUUAGAGGAGAACGUUUUCAGUUAAUGCUGUAUACAGUAGCUGGAGCUCCAACCUACGAAGAAGCAUUCAAAUCUGGUUUUGAGGCAGAGACUCAGGGUAACAAGAAAUGGUCUCUGAUAAUAAGCAGCGUUCAGGAGAAGGAUGAAGCUGUUUAUCUGUGUGCUGCCAGUCUACACAGUGCUGCGGCAGACUUCAGUGUGAACAACUACGACCCUGCUUACUUUGGCACUGGAACCAAACUCACAGUACUCGAUCCAGAAAAAACCGUCACCCCACCAACAGUCAAAGUGCUUCGACCUUCAGCUAAGGAGUGUCGAAACCAGAAAGACGAAGGCCAAACGAAGAAGACCAUCGUUUGUGUGGCCAGUGGAUUCUACCCCGACCAUGUCUCUGUUCGGUGGAAGGACGGGGCCGGGACAGAGUUCCUCUCUGGUGUGGCGACUGACAGUGCUGCCCUGGAAGGAGGCGACGGGUUUUACACAAUCACCAGCAGGCUGAGGGUCCUUGGCGAAGUGUGGUUCAAUCCAGAGAAUGAAUUCACCUGCAUUGUCAGCUUCUUCAACGGGACACACACUGAAGAAUAUCCAAAAACAAUUCAUGGGGAUAAAGGAAAAGUCAUGACGAGAGAGAAAUAUCUGAGGAGGACACAGACUGCCAAACUCUCCUACGGGGUUUUAAUCGUCAAGAGCUGCAUCUACGGAGCCUUUGUGGUGUUUCUGGUGUGGAAACUUAAGGGUUCAUCCAGAAAGCAGCGCUGAGAGUUGAGGCCGGAACAAACAACUUUUAUGUUGGUUUCUGUAAAUGUGUUGUACAUAGUGGAUAUAUUCCCACAGCUUUAAGUUCAGAAAUAAAGCCACUCAUUCUGAUGAUAUUAAUACUGAUAAUAAUAUAGUUAAUGAUUGCAUUUUCAAAAACAAAUCCAUAAAAUAUCAGUUUUUUAACUGUAAUUUGACGUGUUUGGUGACUGUUGCUGCCAGACAUUCAAACAUUUAUUAUCUAAUAGAUUUUUUUUUAACCUUAAUUUUAAAAUGAAACUGAAAAAUUAGAAGUUGUCUUAAUCCUUAAUUCACAUUAAAUAGUAUGUUUUUUCGUAGUUUUACAUAUAAUUCAAUGUAAUUUAACAGUAAAGACCACAAAAACCACAGAUUACAAUCUUUAUUUGUCAUUUAGGGUAUUUGAAUGGCAUUUUCUAUUAAUGUAGAAAAAACAGUUUUUUUAAAAAUAUUGGUUAAACUCUAUGCAUAUUUUAAACACUUCUAAGUUUGUAGUUGUGUACUAUUCAAUGCUUAAUUGUCUUCUCAAUAAAAGUUAAUCAGAGGAUCUAAA